Messenger RNA from Trypanosoma brucei brucei TREU927, 999 nucleotides. It is a transcript of the gene Tb927.8.480, whose product is annotated as phosphatidic acid phosphatase protein, putative. Gene Ontology annotation, biological process: phospholipid metabolic process. The transcript has a single exon. Bases 1 to 999 code for a protein of 332 amino acids. Lineage: Eukaryota; Euglenozoa; Kinetoplastea; Trypanosomatida; Trypanosomatidae. The record is from RefSeq and is a predicted model, not a curated record. Gene Ontology annotation, molecular function: phosphatidate phosphatase activity.
AUGGCAGAUGAUGGUAAGACAGGGUUCGCAAAAUUUGUGUACUACAUAAAGGUAUUUCAUGCGCUGGACUACAUUCUACUUGUGACAUUUGCACUGGCUGUUGUGUAUGGAAUGAGGACUGUCCGCCCACCUUGCCGAACAUUCUCAUGGAAUGACACGGACAUAAGUCAUAAGAAGGGGAAGUCCACAUUCCCCUCAGGAACACUGUUUUCCAUGGAAUUUAUACCUAUUGGACUUUAUCUGCUGUUCGAAGCCUUGCGUGCGCGUUUGGCUCGGAAGGGUGAGUGGUACUUGGAUGUGAAAGAAACUGAUCAACUCAUAGACGGAGCCACUACGCGGGUAGAGAUGUUGGAGCCAGAAGGGAAGAGGUCUGAAGGCGCAAAUGCUGCUAAGGCUGGAAGAUACCCCGACGAAUCGCCAGAAGGGAACAAAGAGAAUGAUCCAAAGAGACUUAUGACAUGUCUUGAAGCCACCAAUUACUGGGUUCUGGCGCACGGAUUUUCUAUUAUUUUGGCCGUUUGUUUGGUGGAAAUAUUGAAGGUUUAUGCUGGCCGACUCCGUCCUGAUUUUCUUGAUAGAUUGAAAAAGGCUAACGUUACGGAAGGAACAGAUCCAAAAGAUCUCUGUGACAUUGCAAAAGCAAGGGAUGGCAGGCUUUCAUUUCCUUCAGGGCACAGUAGUUGCGCUUUCUCCGUCUGCACACCGAUGGCCCUAUACUUCCUCUCGGUUUUACACGCGUUCAGUGGAGCAUCCGUGUGGCGAACACUCGUUGGCCUUUCUCCAAUUUACCUCGCAUGUGCUUGCGCCAUCUCACGAACACGUGACAACCGCCAUCACUUCGCUGAUAUAGUUGCUGGUAGCUUAAUUGGUAUGGGCACAGGACUUCUCGCUGUUGCUGUCUUUUUCCGUUUUGGUAAAGAGAUCGCAGUGCUUGUGCCCCGUCGCAUGGAGUUCGUGCGCAGCCGCGGUGGGCGGGUUCUCGCUGAUGUCGCUGAGUGA